This is a messenger RNA of Aureobasidium namibiae CBS 147.97, 1602 nucleotides long. Its product is annotated as putative sugar transporter. Gene Ontology annotation, biological process: transmembrane transport. The transcript is spliced from 3 exons. Lineage: Eukaryota; Fungi; Ascomycota; Dothideomycetes; Dothideales; Saccotheciaceae. The record is from RefSeq and is a predicted model, not a curated record. The coding region runs from base 1 to 1602 and encodes 533 amino acids. Gene Ontology annotation, molecular function: transmembrane transporter activity.
AUGUCUGAAGUCAAGACUGCUGAUGGCGCUUCUAUUGGUGAGAAGUCAACAGUCAGCCAGAACUCGGGCAGAUCAACAACCACCCUCGAAUCUCUCCGGGCCGAGAUUGACUCCGAUGUCGAUUCUGAAGGUCACAACACUGCUUAUGAUCGCAAAUCAAAAGUCAUCAACAAGGCUAUUCAAGAUAUGGGUAUGGGCAAAUACCAAUGGCAGCUUUUCACCCUUUGUGGUUUCGGUUGGAUGGCAGACAACCUCUGGCUUCAAGGUGUCGCUCUGACCCUUGACCCCAUCGCCGCCGAGUUUGGUGUCGACACAAAUGCCGUUCGCUACACUACUCUCGCCCUCUUCGUCGGUCUUUGUAUCGGAGCCAGUUUCUGGGGUAUCAUCUCGGACAUCAUCGGUCGUCGCUAUGCCUUCAACAUGACUCUGUUCAUUGCUGGUACCUUUGGUCUCGCCGCUGGUGGCGCCAACAGCUGGAUCGCUGUAUGCGCUCUCUACUCCUGCAUCGGCCUGGGUGUCGGUGGUAACCUUCCUGUCGACGGUGCCCUCUUCCUCGAGUUCCUGCCUGGCGAGUCGAACUACCUUCUCACACUGCUUUCGAUCUGGUGGCCAGUCGGUCAGCUGAUCUCUUCCCUUCUGGCCUGGGCUUACAUCCCCAACUUCUCCUGUGCUGCCGGCACUGCUGUGUGCACUAAGGCUGACAACUGGGGCUGGCGCUACUUCAUCCUGACUCUUGGCGCCAUCACUUUCUGCAUGUUCAUCCUCAGAUUCUUCCUCUUCAACCUUUUCGAGUCUCCCAAAUUCCUGCUGUCUCGUGGCCGCCAGGCCGAAGCCGUUCACGUUGUCCAAGGAAUUGCUGCCCACAACAAGACCACUACAUGGUUGACCGAAGAGAUUCUUAAUCAGAUUGGUGGCGACCCUGAUGUUACCGAAGACGCCAAGCUCAGCACUGUCGAGAUUGUCAAGCGUGCUGCCGGAAAGUUCUCUACUCAGCGCAUUGCUCCUCUCUUCAGCGGCUGGAAGCUGGGUACCACCACUUGCCUCAUUUGGUUUGCAUGGACUGCCAUCGGCAUGGGCUACCCGCUGUUCAACGCCUUCCUUCCUCAAUACCUUGCAAACAGCGGUGGUGGUGGUUCCAACUCUGUCUCGACCACCUACCGCAACUACGCCAUCACCUCGAUUGUUGGUGUUCCCGGUUCCUUCCUCGGCUGCUACACUGUCAACCUAAAGUACAUUGGUCGCAAGGGAACGAUGGCCAUCGCGACUGCCAUUUCAGGCAUGUUCCUGUUCCUCUUCACCACCAGCACGAACUCUGGUACCCAGCUCGCCUUCUCUUCGCUCGAAGCCUUCUUCCAAAACAUCAUGUACGGUGUCCUUUACGCCUACACGCCUGAGGUGUUUCCAGCUCCCAAUAGAGGCACUGGCACUGGCAUAUCAAGCUUCUUCAACCGUCUCGCCGGUCUCUGCGCACCCAUUGUUGCUGUCAACGCAGCUGGCGCCAACCCCAAUGCUCCUAUCUACGCAUCAGGUGGUUUGUUCUUUGCUGCCUUUGUCGCUCUUGUCCUGCUACCAAUCGAGACGAGAGGAAAGGCUACUUUGUAA